ACCCUCUCUUCCCAAAUUGAAACGCUUUCCAAAUUGCAAAAGAAAAACUGAGCCUCGGAUCCGAACCACUCAGGUUCCGUAACCGAACCUAAGUCUUUGUGUUGUUCGUUGAAAAAAAUUCACACUUAUUUUUUCGAUCACCAUCACUUUAUCUUUGUCCGAAACGCGCCACCAUCUCUCAAACCCUAAACGCGUGAAUUACCAACGCGCUUCAAUGGAGUUUGUUCAAUGUCACUAUAGAUUGCAAAAGAGAAACCAUUGUUUUGCCAAGAUAUAAAAAUGCAAGAGAUUUCUGCAUUUUAGGGAUAUUUUAAUUAUUUUCAGGUUUAAACGGUAGUUGCUCAGAGGUGUGUUCUUGGACAUCUUCCUGCUACGUAGGUUGUAAAAGAAUCUGUUUCUUGGUGAAGCCUUCUUUUAAAUAGUUUUGUGCUUAAAGUUUACAGGCUGGAUUAUCUAUGCCUGGAAACGAAGCAGUGGACAGGGUCCAUAAUUUUUUUGGUCAAGAAAACUUGUCCCAGGGACAGUAUCAUUCACAAGCGGUUGAUGGGAACUGGCCAGGACUAAGCAACAAUAUAUGGGCUGGCAGCCAGAGAUCGAGUGGUGUGCCUUUUAUUUCCAAUUUGAAGAAUUUUAAUCAACAGCAAUCUGAUUCUGAGCAGGGACACAUAAGCUCUCCACAUUUGCGGCAUAGUUUGAACCUAUCACAAUCAAAUUUGAGGUCUGAGUCUGGAAGAAAUCAGCUGCCAAACCAUCUUGCAGCUGUAAGUGGCUACAUGCAGGGACAACAGGUUUUCCAGACUAGGCACAAUGGAGAUAAUAAUUUGGGAGUAGAUACAGAAUCUGAUUGGCACAGUUUAUCAAGAGGGGUACCGGUGCUUGAGUCACAAGGGAGUAGUGGGCUUGAACUCUAUAAGAAAAAUUUGGCUAGGAAUGAUGCUGGCGAAUCUCCUGUCAAUUUUGAUUUCUUUGGAGGUCAACAGCAAGUAAGUGGUCACCAUAAUGGAAUGCUUCAGACUUUACCUAGACAGCAUUCAGGAAUAAAUGAAAUGCAUCUAUUACAGCAGCAAGCGAUACUUAACCAGAUGCAAGAACUCCAGAGGCAGCAACAAUUUCAUCAACUAGAAGCAAAGCAACAUAAUUCUAUGACCCCAGCAGCAUCAAUUUCAAAACAGGCGGUCACUAGCCAUUCUGCUUCUCUUAUUAAUGGACUUUCUGUAAAUGAGGCGGCAUCUAACUUUAUGUGGCAGCCUGAAGUUAUGCCAACUAAUGCAAAUUGGCUCCAGCGUGGUGCAUCUCCAGUUAUGCAUGGGUCCUCUAAUGGACUUAUGUUAUCUCCUGAACAAGGACAAGCAUUGCGCAUGAUGGGCUUGGUUCAUACUCAGGGAGAUCAGUCUCUUUAUGGGGUUCCAAUAUCUGGUUCGGGUGGCACUCCUAACCUUUAUCAUCAUAUUCAAGCAGAUAAGCCUGCAAUGCCUCAGGUUUCUUUCCCACAGCAAUAUUCUCAUGUUCAUGGGAACAAACCUGCACUGCCACAUGUAGCUGCUGGUGGUAAUUCAUCUCCUGCUCACCAAUAUGCUUCAUUUUCAGAUCAAAUCAAUACAAAUGAUGGAAAUUUAGUUUCAAGACAGGAUAUUCAAGGAAAGAACAUGUUUGGGCCUACUGCUCAUGGUAUGAAUAGUAGACUGAAUGUGGAAAACACGCAGCAAAUGAAUUCUGAGCAAACAAUUGUACCAAUGCAAGAUUUUCAUGGGAGACAAGAACUAGCUGGAUCUUCAGAGAUGUCAUCACAGGACAAGAUGCUAGUGGAGGCUCAUUCUUCGCAGAAUGUAGCUACCCUAGAUCCAACUGAAGAGAAGAUUUUGUUUGGCUCGGAUGAUAGCCUGUGGGAUGGAUUUGGUACGAGUACAGGUGAUUUUAAUAUGCUGGAUGGUACAGAUAGUUCUAGUGGAUUUCCAUCCCUCCAGAGUGGGAGUUGGAGUGCGCUUAUGCAGUCUGCUGUAGCAGAAACUUCUAGUAGUGACAUGGGCAUCCGGGAGGAGUGGAGUGGUCUAGGUUUUCGGAAUAUGGGGCGAUCAUCUGGAAAUGAGCAACCUUCAACUACUGAUGGCAGCAAACAGCAAUCAUUUUGGGCCGACAAUAACUUGCAAUCACCUUUUAUUCGGCUUGGUGAUGUUAGUAGGCCCACAACCACCGAAAAUCAUUGUAAUGAUUCUGGAUUGCAUCAGUCAGGUCCUGAUACCUCACAUCAACAGCAUGACAGGUUACAGACCAAUUCUCAUAGACCAACUCCACAGUAUUUAGAAAGAGGCAGGUGGUUAGAUUGCGGUCCUCAGCAAAAUCAAUUUUCCGAAGGUGGCCAUACAUAUGGAAAUGCUACCAAUUCUAAUGGCUGGGGCGUUACGAAAUCAGCCCCAUUUGAUAGUAACUCUACUUUCAAAUCCCAUGAAAAUAUAAACUCUUUGCAGCACCAUCAUGAUAAAGCCAUGCAUGAGGAGAUGGGCCAGGUGCCUGAUUCUAAUACUAAUUUAUCUUUUGGGUUGGACCAUGUGAAUUCUACUGGUAACAUGCAAAUUUGUGUGGAAGAUUCUGGUAUGAAUGGUAAUGCUGCAUUACCAAAUUCGGGCCCUGCAUGGUUCAGCCAGCAAAGCAGCAAAAGGCUCCCUAAUGCUGAUGUAUGGAGAGAUGCAGAGUCAGCAGGUAGCUAUAAAAGAAAUGAAGCUCCAGGAAAAUACAAGCAUCAUAUGGAGAACCCUUUAAUUUUAGAAUCAUCUAAGAAUGGAAAAGUUGAAGAUGAUGUUGAAAACUCUAAUAAAAAAGAAAAAUCAGCAGAUGGUUUUGGAUCUAAUCCUUCUCAUUCAAGAGAUGGUAGUAUGAGAGAAAAUGCCAAUUUGGAUGGCAAUGAUUUGCAUAGUCCAAAGUCAUCUGGUCAGGUGCAUCAAAGAUCUUCCACAUCUCGUAAAUUUCAGUAUCAUCCAAUGGGGGAUCUCGGUGUUGAAGUGGAACCUUAUGGAAACAAACAUGCCAUAAAUUCACAACCUAUGAACCAUCAACACUUUGGAGGACUUAAAGAUCAGGGCCAUAGCCAUAGCUCUCUUGGACAGUCAAAGUCUGGACAUUGUGAUGGGAAUUAUAGUGAAACAGAGAAGGAUGAGUCAGAGAGCUUGGGUAAUGAUGUUUCAAGAAGCAAACUCCCUAUGCAAAUCCCAAAUACAAUGACCUCAUUGGAUAGAAGUGUUGGUAAUUAUGCCUUACAGAAGACUGCUUUACCCAGGGUGCCUGAAACAGAAUCAUCAGAUGGAUUUUCUGUACAUCCUCAGUGGAAUCGAAGUUCUUCGGUUCAGGGCUUUGGUUUACAAUUGGCUCCUCCUACACAGGGACCUGCCAUGGUAUUUUCUCGUGGCCCAUCGGAUUCAGGUUUUACUACGCCACACAUGUCUGAGACAGGGGAUAAGGGCCAUACAAGGUUGGCCACUAAUCAGACUUUUCCUCCUCAAGAGUCAUCUCCUCGGGAGAAUAGGAAUAAUAUUUCUAGUGCCACGGGGCAAAUUUUUGACAAUGCCUCUCAGUACAAUGUGCUAGGCAACAUUCCACAGGCUUUUACAUCUGGCUUUCCUUUCUCCAGGAACCGUACUCAGAAUCAGAAUAAUCAGCCAGCUUCCUUGAAUCACUUAGAUGAAUAUGGUGAAAGAGCUCAAGCUAGUCAACCUGAAAUUGCGUCUACUCAGGACAUGUCCCAGCUGAGUGGUACAGAUCAAAUUCAUCUUAGAGACCGUGCAACCCAAAUUUUGGCUGAAGAGGCUGGCAAUCAAUCUUCUGGUACAUAUGGUGCAUCCCUGCAUGGAACCCCUUCAAAAGUUAUACACAAUUUAUGGACCAGUGUUUCUAACAGGCAACACCCAAAUGCUUCGAAGAUUCCAUCACAGCCCAAACAAAUUAACGAUUGUGAAAUGAAAGCUGACUCAAAGAAUCCAGGUGAUCGGAGUCCAGAGGAAGAUGGUAGGGAAAUUUCUAACAUUGGGGUUUGUUCUAACUCUGUAGGAAAUGUGCUUAAAGAAAGCCCUGACCAGCGGACAUUGCCUGAGAGUGUUGUUGGCGCUGAAGAUGCCACAGUUCCAUCAGACUUGAAAGAACCUGUUGUAAAAUGUGUGUCUGAUGCAUCUCAACCAAACCUAGCUGUGACCUCAAGAAACAAUGAGGUUCUAGGUCGAUCUUUUAGACCAAACAAUGUUUUGAAUCAUAAUUUCUCUUUGCUCGAUCAGGUUCAAUCCAUCAGAAACAUGGAUAUUGAUCCUAACAAUCGGGAGGCCAAGAGAUUGAAAGUUGCCGAGAAUAUGGUGGACAAACAGAAUGUAGGUUACAACCACGGACAGCAAUUACCCUACGGAUAUGACAAUGUGGUUAAAGAUGUAUCUGGAAAUAAUUCUUCCGUUCCCUCAUCAGAUCCCAGUAUAUUGUGCAUGACAGCAAAGCCACAUGAUGGACAGGACAUAAAUGCAACUUCUCAGGAGGUGAUUGGAGAUGAUCAGAAAAACUAUCUUAAUGUUUCAGAUAGUAAUAAAUCAAUUUUUAUCAGAAGUGGGCAUUCUCUGAUAAAUCCUCAGAUGGCACCAUCAUGGUUUGAACAAUAUGGAACAUUUAAAAAUGGUAAGAUGUUGCCGAUUUAUGAUGCACAGAAGAUAACUGCUGCUAAGGUUAUGGACCAACCUUUUAUUAUACCAAACCAGUCAGAUAGUCUGCAUUUCCAAAAUUCAACAGAGCAAGUUAAUAGUCUUUCUGAUGCUCAACUUGGUAGCACUAAGGAUGGCCCACUACCUGCUUCAGUUGGAAGUGAGCAUGCAUGUUCUCAGUUAUCGACUCCUACGUGUGAACCUGAUUUACUUAUUUUGAGACCAAAGAAGCGGAAAAGCGCUACAUCUGAACUCCUGUCAUGGCAUAAAGAAUUGACACAGGGUUCUGAACGGCUUCGAGAUCUCAGUGCGUCGGAAUUAUUAUGGGCCCGAACUGCGAACAGAUUGACUGAGAAGGUCGAAGUUGGUGCUGGGGUAGUUGAAGAUCUGUCUGCGAUGGUGAAAUCAAAAAGAAGACUUAUCUUCACUACGCAACUUAUGCAGCAACUACUAAGCCCUCCUCCUGCAGCAGUUCUCGUAGAAAAUGUGAAGUUGCAUCAUGAAAGUGUGGUCUACUCUGUUUCCAGAUUAACAUUAGGAGAAGUGUGCAGUUCUAUCUCAUGGUCUGGAUGGGAUACUUCUGUGCCUCCUGGCAGCAAAAACCUCCUGCCUAAACAACGGACAUCAUCUGAUAAUGUUGAUCAUUACAUUUUGAAAGCUACGGACUUUGUUGAUAGAACAAGGAAACUGGAAGAUGAAAUAUUAAGAUUGGAUAGCAGAGCCUCGAUUUUGGACUUGAGAGUGGAGUGUCAGGAUUUAGAAAAAAUUUCUGUGAUCAAUAGAUUUGCCAAGUUCCAUUCAAGGGGACAAUAUGAUGGGGCAGAGACCUCAUCAUCCUCUGAUGCAAGUGCUAAUUUUCAGAGAUUGUUUCCCCUGAAAUUGGUUACUGCAGUUCCAUUGCCUAGGAAUCUCCCAGACAGGGUACAAUGUCUUUCACUUUAAUAAUUAAAUUAAUAAAUUCAUUAUUCCAUCUUUCUUGAUUAGUUUCCCCAAUCUCCUAUUUUUGGUCUUUCUCGUUCAACUUAUAUUAUUGCACUUCAUUGCCAUAGAACCAUACAACUGGCAGUGUAGGAGAAUAAUGGUACUAGGUUGCCUUUUCCACCCCAGUGGCUGUUAGAUCUUUGCAAUCUAUAUAUAUGAAUGUAUGUGUAGAUUCUUUAAUCUAGUUAUCAUUUACUUUCAUUUACAGGUUCCAAGCCUUAUGUGUAUAGCAACAUUAUGUAUGCAGUGGUUUAACCUUACCACUUGGCUUGGUUUUUACCUGAUUAAUUUUUGGAUUUGUUUCUUUC
This is a messenger RNA of Trifolium pratense (red clover), 5956 nucleotides long. RefSeq lists its product as uncharacterized. The transcript has 10 exons. The record is from RefSeq and is a predicted model, not a curated record. The coding region runs from base 456 to 5609 and encodes 1717 amino acids. NCBI's taxonomy places the organism in Eukaryota, Viridiplantae, Streptophyta, Magnoliopsida, Fabales, Fabaceae.